Scatophagus argus is the source of this 2041-nucleotide messenger RNA. RefSeq names its product UBAP1-MVB12-associated (UMA) domain containing 1 (gene umad1). The transcript has 4 exons. Bases 303 to 749 code for a protein of 148 amino acids. The record is from RefSeq and is a predicted model, not a curated record. Lineage: Eukaryota; Metazoa; Chordata; Actinopteri; Scatophagidae.
UUGUAGAAGAACUAUAGGCGGCAUUUAUUGUUUCUACACGAACCCGGACGAAAUCGAGACCAGUGAUGUCAGCAUCAUAACAUAAAAAUACGUAUGAUAUUGACCCAACAAAGUGCCGUCGGAAGAUUAAUGAAGUUACAUCCUGUAGUUUAAAAUAGUUAGCGAAACUAACACUUAGCAGAGUCGAACUGAGCUAAACUGAACUGAGCCAUACUAACUGAAACUAAAACAGUAGAGAACCAUGAACUGACUUGAUGGCCGUAUUCUGAACUUCAUGACAAGGCAAAACCACAAGAAUAAUCAUGUUCAACUUCCUUGGACUCCGUAAAGACUCAAAGAAGUCAGCAUCUGAGAAGGAAGUAGAUGGAGGGUUUGUUAUAGUUGGAGAGACAGCUGAUGAACAGAGGAGGAAGAUGCAGACGGUGAACGUCGCACAGCUGGCGACAAACGUCAUAGUGCAGCCAUCAAAGUCAUCCUGUCCAGGUCCAGCUUCACCCACCGACUCAAAGCACCCUACAGCUUUAGCUACUGCAGCGCCAACAGCAGGGACUUCGGCAGCAGUGGAAGCUGCUUCGACUCUCCCAGAUCUCCUCGGGGACGUUCCCUUCACUCUGGCUCCUCAUGUCCUGGCCAUGCAGGCAGGGUUCCCCCUAAUUCCAGAUGUGCUGCUGUCCCGAGACAUAAACUACAACCUGGCUAGUUUUCAGUAUGACUUCACUUUAGAAAACUCUGUGCUCCAUAAUGCCUAGUCCGUUUUCAGUUUUAAUACUAGGACUGUCAUCAGGACUUCACAUUGUUGGGAAUAGCCCAACAGCAUAUUGACAAAUGUGGUUCUGUAGCAUUAUGAAGAUGUAAAAGCUGAAUAAAAUGUAAUAAACAUCAAAUAAGUAGUAGAACUGAGAAGCACUGAAAAAGCGAUAUAUAGACUCAUACAAAAAUAAUCCCUCUCAAUCAUCACUUAUGACCCACUAAAAAUAUGUGGUGGUGUCUGUAUCUGCAGGGACCCUGCCCUCUGCCUGUAUAUUCUUAGUAUUUUUGCUGUGUGCAGGAUGUUUCCGUGAGUGAAAGAUUCUGAAGAAAGAUUGUUGAUUGUUGGGUCUCCAAAUUGCCAUCAUCCCAAAUCGCCGAUAAAUGACCCACAUCCUAAUGGUGUGUUUACAAACAGCAACUGACAAUUGCUGCAUAUUAUGCAAGUCCUUUUCCAUUUUCUACUUUCAGCGUAGAGGCAAUGAAAUCAAAGGCAUUUGAUUUGGGUGUUAAAGAGUCCAAGACAAGUUCAGGCCAGAUUUUUCUAGAUCCCUGCAAUGAACUUGUAGAGUAAAAUAUGUUUAUUAUAUGCGAAUGGAGGCCCAAAUUACGAGAAUAAGAUUGAGGUUGUUCUAAAUUAGUGUUAUUGUAUAUGGGAUGCUAUUUCAAAUGGUACGAAAGAAAGACUUUUUUUUUUUUUUUUUAUAGGUUAUUUAAGGGUGGGGCAUCUUGAUGUUAAGGCAAUAAUGCUGAUCUAAAUGUAGCACUCGGACAAGAAAUUACCUAGCUCCUGCUGAGUUAAACCCAAGUCUUCAGACGAAUCAGUGGAUGGAAACGACUAAUUCAUCUUUUGAAUCAUCUAUUUAUGUACAAACUUCAACAUGUGGAGCAUGUUUGAAUGAUCAAGUGAAAAAUGUAUGGUAAGACUAUUUUUACUAACUACAGCCCUCAUGUAAUUUAAUAUGGUAUGAUUUAUAUUAUUAACAUUACAUGUAGCGAAAAAACUUCUUCAUACAACUUAUGACUAUCUGACAACAGUUAUACCCCACCAAUCAUUACCACUCUUGAAUUUUGUUCCUUGAACAUGGCCUUUGUUCCAGCAUAUUUUUCUGCCAGCGUUACUGUAUCAUUUAUUUGAUCUGCAUUUCAGUUGUUCUUUGCUUUCUUGUGUUUAUGGCCUACAUUAUUCAUUAUUUUUUAAGCCAUGACAGCAUGUACUGUACUCAACACAGGUCUAAAGGAUUAAGCUGUAUGACCACUUGUUACAUUUAAACAUUAAAUGGUGUGGAAAUCA